Messenger RNA from Acanthosepion pharaonis, 531 nucleotides. NCBI's taxonomy places the organism in Eukaryota, Metazoa, Mollusca, Cephalopoda, Sepiida, Sepiidae. The record is from the annotation of a GenBank genome assembly.
AUGGAAAGAUUAUUAGCAUUUACUGUGAUUAUUUUAUCUCUUUCUCAAGAGAUCAGAGGGCAACUUGUAAACAACACGACAACAAAACCAAGUGACAAAGAACAGAAGGUGACAUUUUAUGAGGAGGUCGAGGCCGGCUUAAACGAUGACGACUACCGACGUGUAAACAAAUCAGCAAAUAGACUGACCCAUCUUAGCGAAGACUUUAAUGUCAUUAUUAAGGAUGAUAUCAGCGAAGAAGAAGAUGACGAAUUUGAUAAAAUGAUGGCUGAAAUCAGAAUGUCAGCGCCUACGGUUUCAAAAAUCAAAAAACGCGAAGUGGAUGAUGAGGGAUCAGGAGAUGAUGCAUACGGUUUUGAAGACACGUGCAGUGCUCCGUGUGGAUGCCGUCCAGGACCACAACUCUCUCUAUCAAUUUUAACCUCUCUCUAUCACUUUAAUCCUCUUUUUUUUUCUUCCUCUUACACACCCUCUCUUUCUGUCUUUCACACCUACCACAAACUGGGCAGGCGACCAAGAACAUUCUAUUAA